UCCUGUGACUGUUUCCCAGUGACACAUUAACCCAUGAUCACUGCACAAUCCAGUUUUCUGACACUCCCAUAAGCAGUGUGGGUUCGGGUUACUUCCUGCACAGUCCUGCAAAUAUAAUGCAUUCAGCACGAUUAUAAAUUAGACACGUAAAAUAAUUUUUUGUGGGUUGUUUGUUUGUUUGUUUGUUUUACUAUUGCAAUUAAAAUACGAUUCACGACGGACACAUCUGUAAAGGCACUGCAUCAGUGGGGAGUUUAAUGUAAUGUAUUAUUUAAAAACAACCCCCUGUGAGGUGUUUGGGAAGUGAGGAGCAGGAUGUGUCUCCUCCCCUGGAGAGUUUCACUUCUGCUCCGUCUCUGCUGCUGGAUGUGAAAGCCCGCCAUGCCGGAGCGGAGCGUCUGCGCUGUUUCUCUGCUGCUGUGUGCGGCCGCUGCACUCAGAGCGCACUCUGUACACAAGGCCACAGUGUUCUGGGACCCUGACAAUAAGACGGUCCUGCUGAAGGAUGGGGUUCUGGAUGACACAGGAGAUGCAUACGGUUUCUAUAACGACUCGUUCUCAGAGACAGGAUGGGGCGUGCUGGAGAUCCGCGCCGGGUAUGGGCCAACACCUCGGGCUGAUGACAAAACCUUCUUCCUGGCGGGGUAUCUGGAGGGAUUCCUGACUGCACGGCAGAUGAUCGAUCACUACACUAACAUGUUUCCUCAGCUCAUUACCAGGCGUGACGUCUUGCAGGCUGUCAAGACCUUCAUGAGAAAGCAGAGUGCCUGGUCUCGUCAGCAAGUGAAGCUGAAUAAGACGUCUGAUCCUCUGUGGGCUCACACUGGCUUCAUUCUGGCUCAGCUGGACGGACUGCAGGCUGGAGCGGCCGAGUGGGCCAAACGUUCGGGGAAAAAGGCCCUGUCGCGGUUUGAGGUGCAGUUCCUGAAUGCGGUUGGAGAUCUGUUGGAUUUGAUACAGAUGCUGGUUCCUGAGGCCAAACUUUCACUGAAAGGAUUUAAAGAGCCCCCAAUGGGCCACUGCUCCGCUCUCAUCAAGAUCUUACCAGGCUAUGAGAACCUGUUGUUCGCUCACUCCAGCUGGUACGUUUAUGCUGCCACAAUGCGCAUCUUCAAACACUGGGACUUUAAAGUGAAGGAACCACACACUGCUACUGGGAAACUCUCCUUCAGCAGCUACCCUGGCUUCCUGGUGUCUCUGGAUGAUUUUUACCUGUUGGGCAGUGGGCUGAUGAUGACUCAGACCACCAACAAUGUUUUUAACCAGUCACUCUACAAGUCAGUGUCGCCCUCCAGCCUGUUCUCCUGGCAGAGAGUCCGGCUAGCCCACGCCCUUGCACACACUGGCCAAGAGUGGGCGGAGACAUUUUCACGUUUCAACUCUGGGACAUAUAAUAAUCAGUACAUGGUCGUGGAUGUAAGUAAAGUGUCCCUGGGCUCGAGACUCAACGAUGGUGCUCUGACUAUAGUGGAGCAGAUCCCUGGACUGGUGGAAUAUUCAGAUCAAACGGAGGCUCUGCGCUUCGGUUACUGGCCGUCCUACAAUGUGCCGUUCCACCAGAGGAUCUACACCCUGAGCGGUUAUGAGGAGAUGUGGAUGGAGUAUGGAGAGGAUUAUUCCUACGAACUCUGUCCUCGAGCCAAGAUCUUCCGCCGGGAUCAGGCAUCCGUCACUGAUCUGCCGUCACUCAAACACAUCAUGAGAUCCAACGACUAUAAGAAAGAUCCGUACUCGAAGGGUGACCCCUGUAAGUCCAUCUGCUGCCGCGGUGAUCUGCGGGAGUCCAACCCCGUACCUGAAGGGUGUUAUGACACCAAGGUGACUGACUUGCGCAUGGCUCAGCACUUCAUCUCUGAGGCUCUGAAUGGGCCGAGCACAGAGGGCGGUCUUCCUCCUUUCACCUGGGAUGGAUUUAACAGUACAACACAUCAGGGCCUGCCACGCCUCUAUAACUACACCUUCGUCACCAUGCACCCAGUGCUGUUCACUCCCUGAGCCACCUAUGUAGGGCAGGAAGUGAGCAAAGAGCAGGGCAAAGAGCAAAAAAUUUUCCUGUUUUUUUUUUUUUGUCACCUUCAUUUCAUUUGUUAAUGUACAGCCAUUCCUGCAUUUCAGUCCUGCAACACAUUCCAAGGAAAAGUUGUAAUGGGGGCAAUUUAGGGCGAGUAAUGAGGUAAAACAAUUAAAUAAUGAUGUCAUUUGAAGAUGAUAUCAACAAGUGAGUCUAAUCAUGAUUUGGUACAAAAGCAGUAUCCAGGAAAGGCCGAGUCUGCGUUCCAAUAGUUUUAUUGUUUAGGAAGGUUCCUAACUGAGUGAAAUGACCCAGAAAUAUCAAAGUGGCAGCCAUGAUGAGAGUUCCGUGGAUUCGCUAAAUGCUAAGGAAAGCUGCUUCAGUGCUGCCUUUCAUGUCUCCUUCAGCACAGAGCAUCAUGAUUCCUUAGAGCAGCAACAUUUUAAAGCAAUGCACCAUUCAUUGAAAUAAAGAAAUAAUUAUAUAAAUAAUAAAAUAUGAAACAAUAAAUUAUUAAUAAAUCAAAUAAUCAUAUAAUAUUUGGGAUUCAUGUCGAUGAAGAUGAGUGGACAGGAAGAUGAGCGUGAGCAAGCAUUCUCAAUGUGAUGAUCAUUUCAUUUUAGUUCUGUGACUGGUAACAUUUAUUCCUUUUUUAUUUCAAUUCCCACUUUGGUCAUGAAGCCAUAUUUUUCACAGUGUUGUCCACAUUUAUACAGCCUGCACGAAACAACACAGUAAGAACAUAAGGGGAGAAGAUGUGCUUUUUCUCGCUGAUCUUCAGAACAUUGUAGUUUCACACAGCAGACCCACAUCAAUAACAUGUGCUAUCGCUAGCCUAGUGGAAGUGCAGCCCGAUUCUCUGAGCACCACAGUUACCUUUUCCUACAUCCUCAUGAAUUCUCCUUCACUCUUGUUCUUGACCUCAUUAUGUUUUCCAUUGAGGUCAAGGAAAAGCAGUUAGGAAAGGACAAAGGAUGGACGAUUGGAAUGCAGCUCUCGUCUUUGAGGAGUAAAGAUGGGCCGAUCUUCAGUUUGUCAACAGACGCAUGAUAAAAUUAUUGAGAUGUUUAAAAACAAUGUUCCUCAAAGAAAGAUAGGAAGGGAUUUGGAUAUUUCACCCUCUAUGGUGCAUAAUAUCAUUAAACCAUUCAAGGAAUCUGGAGGAGUUUCAGUGUGUAAAGGGCUCAAGCCUAAUCUGAACCCCUGUGAUCUCCGAUCCCUCACUGCAUCAGGAACCGUCAUUCAUCUACAGCUGAUAGAACCACAUGGCUCAGGAUUACUUUGGAAAACCUUUAUUAAGCUAUAAUACAGAUUUACAUCCACAAACACCAGUUAAAACUUUACUGUGCAAAAAGGAAGCCUUAUGUUAACUGUGUCCAGAAGCGCCGUCGACUUCUCUGGGCUUGAAAGCAUCUGGGAUGGACCAUCACACAGUGGGAAUGUGUACUGUGGUCAGAUAAAUCAGUGUUCUAGGUCUUUUUUGGAAGAAAUGGACGCCAUGUGCACUGAAGAGGAAAAGGACCAUCCAGACUGUUAGCAGGAACAAGUCCAAAAGCCAGGGUGUGUCAUGGUAUGGGGUUGGGUCAGUGCCCUUGGCAAAGGUAACUUACAUUUCUGUGAUGGAGCAUUAAUGCAGAAAAGUACACUGAGAUUUUGGAGCAACAUCUGCUGCCUUCAAGACGACGUCUUUUCCAGGGAGAUUUCAACAAGACGAUGCAAAACCACAUUCUCCACACGUUACAAAGGCGUGGCUGUGGAAGAAGAGGGCGUGUCCCCUCUGUCCCCAAUAGAGAAUGUGUGGAGAAUUUAGAAAUGAUAAAUAUGACAGUGACGACCCCGAACUGUUACACACCUUAAGACCUGUUUACGGGAAGUACGGGACAAAAAUAGCACCUGAAACACUUCAUCACUUGGAGUCUUCAGUCCAUCAACAUCUUUUAAGUGUCGGGAGAAGGAACGGGAACAUUAUAAAGUGGGAAAUGCUUUACUGUAACAACUUUUUUUUUUAAAUGUGUUGCAAGAAUCAGAAUUGAAAUGGGUUUAUUAAAAAAAAUGAAAUUAAUGAGGUAAAAUAACGUGCUGUUGUAUUGUUAGAGUGAAAUACAGAUCAAAGGUUAUUAUUUACAAAUCACUGUUUUCAGUUUUAAUUUCAACUUUUUACUUUCUGUGUCUCAACUUUCUCUGAUUUGGGUUUGUACUAGAUUUAUUAUUCUGCUGCAAUUAAAAGAGCCUGUGAAAUAGUGUGUGUUCAUGCUGGAUAAAUUAACACUGUAUGUUCAGAAAAUUUGGGUAAAUGUGUCACAGCUCUCACUGAAGUUAAACGUGUUUGUUUUCAUAUCAAUCAGUAAAGACUCGAUGUUUAAAUACAAUAA
Messenger RNA from Neoarius graeffei (lesser salmon catfish), 4383 nucleotides. It is a transcript of the gene plbd1a, whose product is annotated as phospholipase B domain containing 1a. The record is from RefSeq and is a predicted model, not a curated record. Gene Ontology annotation, biological process: phospholipid catabolic process. NCBI's taxonomy places the organism in Eukaryota, Metazoa, Chordata, Actinopteri, Siluriformes, Ariidae. The transcript is spliced from 11 exons. The coding region runs from base 382 to 1995 and encodes 537 amino acids. Gene Ontology annotation, cellular component: extracellular region. Gene Ontology annotation, molecular function: glycerophospholipase activity.